AUGACUACAAUUGGUGCCGUUCAGACCAAAAAUUGGGAGGCCAGCAAGGUGGGUGGGUCCUCAAGCUAUGGUCUUAAUCUUGCUGCCAACCCUAGCUCGUACAAGAAUGCCACCUUAACCUUCUUUAUGUCGACGGCGGAAGGAGAAAUCAUCGCUCCGACGCAAAGGAGCCUUCUGCGCACGGGAGAACGGCUGAAAUAUGCCGGGAAAUGUGUAUUUGCCACAAAUUACUGGUUUACCAGACAUCUACACGUCGUCUCGACGGGAUCAACAUCGGCACGGUUUAUAGCUACUCCAAACAUCUUUUGUGUCACUGCCAUCUCUUUGUGACUCCUACCAAAUGCGAGCUAGUUGGCAAUCACGACUGCUAACUGUUUCUGAG
This is a messenger RNA of Guyanagaster necrorhizus, 382 nucleotides long. RefSeq lists its product as uncharacterized. The record is from RefSeq and is a predicted model, not a curated record. The transcript has 3 exons. NCBI's taxonomy places the organism in Eukaryota, Fungi, Basidiomycota, Agaricomycetes, Agaricales, Physalacriaceae. Bases 1 to 330 code for a protein of 109 amino acids.